Molecule: messenger RNA, 7327 nt
Organism: Cuculus canorus (common cuckoo)
Lineage: Eukaryota; Metazoa; Chordata; Aves; Cuculiformes; Cuculidae
Gene: SECISBP2L
Product: SECIS binding protein 2 like
Exons: 18
Coding region: 261-3470 (1069 amino acids)
Biological process (GO): selenocysteine incorporation
Cellular component (GO): ribonucleoprotein complex
Molecular function (GO): ribonucleoprotein complex binding; mRNA 3'-UTR binding; selenocysteine insertion sequence binding
Source: RefSeq, a predicted model, not a curated record
CGCUGGCCGGGCCCUGCCCGUCCCUGGCCCCGAGGGGCGAGGCUCCGCUUCGGCCUUCGCCCCCCUUCCCUUCAGGCUUUUGGAAGGGCUGCGGUUGUUGACGUUUAGUUUAAACCCGCCUGGUCACCAGGAGAGGCGUUUACAGGCAUCUGGAGAACUUUGCGGCGUGAGGGAUGUGUCGCUGUUGUUGAAAUACCAAUGUCAAGCUGUCAGCUGAAGUAGAACCAUUUAUUCCUCAGAAGAAGGGUCCAGAAACACUAAUGAUACCAAUGGCACUUCCUAACGACAGUGGAGGAGUUAAUGGCAUGGAACCAACUCCGAUCCCCAGCUACCUGAUCACUUGCUAUCCGUUUGUACAGGAAAACCAAUCCAAUAGACAGUUUCCAUUAUACAACAAUGACAUCAGAUGGCAGCAACCCAACCCAAAUCCUGCAGGACCGUACCUUGCUUAUCCUAUAAUAUCUGCGCAACCACCUGUUUCUACAGAAUAUACUUAUUAUCAGCUGAUGCCAGCACCGUGUGCUCAGGUCAUGGGCUUCUAUCAUCCUUUCCCUACACCCUAUACUGCUCCUUUUCAAGCAGCAAAUGCUGUAAAUACAGUUACUACAGAAUGCACUGAGCGUCCCAAUCCAUCAGGCCAGGUUUUUCCAUUACCCAGUCAGCGGAGCAGAAGCAGUAACAGGGGACCAGUCCUACAAAAACAACAGCAGUUACAGACGCACAUAAAAAAUAAACGUCCUCCAGUGAAAAAUGUUGCCACACAAAAGGAGACCAGUUCAUCAGGUCCUGAGAACAGAUCAAAGAUUGUUUUGUUGGUUGAUGCAUCUCAGCAAACAGACUUUCCUUCAGAUAUAGCUAAUAAAUCACUUUCUGAAAGCGCCUCAACAAUGCUUUGGAAAUCAAAGGGCAGGCGCAGAAGAGCUUCUCACCCUGCUGCAGAGUCCUCUAGUGAACAGGGUGCAAGUGAAGCAGACAUUGACAGUGACAGCGGCUAUUGUAGUCCUAAGCAUGGCAAUAACCAGGCUGCGGCCAUCACUUCGAGAAAUACAGAUUCUUGUGCAAUGAAUGUUGUAGAACCCUCAGUAAAUACAACUGGUAUAAGUUGGACGAAUGUAAAUUCCCAGGCAACCCAAAAAAAACCUUGGAUUGAAAAACCUCAGACAUUUUCUAGAGGUGGAAGACAAGCUGAGCAAAGAAAUAGUUCACAGUUGGGUUUCAGAUGCAGAGAGCAUAGCACAUCUUCAGAAAGAAGGCAGAAUUUGCAGAAACGACAUGAAAAACCUCUGACUACGAGCCAGUCCAGUAGAACAGAGCAGAGUCCUGAACCCCUGUAUUUUGAGGAUGAAGAUGAAUUCCCAGAAUUAAACAGUGACAAUGGCAGCAGCAAAAGUAAUAACAUCCAGCAAAAGAUUUCAUCCAAAGUAUUGGAUGACUUACCAGAGAACUCUCCAAUCAAUAUUGUCCAAACUCCAAUUCCCAUUACAACAUCUGUACCAAAGCGUGCAAAAAGUCAGAAGAAGAAAGCUUUGGCAGCAGCACUUGCAACAGCUCAAGAGUAUUCAGAGAUAAGCAUGGAGCAGAAAAAACUCCAGGAAGCUUUGUCAAAAGCAGCUGGAAAGAAGAGCAAGACCCCUGUUCAGUUAGACUUAGGUGACAUGUUAGCAGCCCUUGAAAAGCAGCAGCAAGCAAUGAAAGCUCGUCAGAUCACCAACACCAGGCCUCUUUCAUACACAGUUGGCAGUGCUGCUCCCUUUCAUACCAAAGAAUCUGUCAACAGAAAGUCCAUAACAAAGGGACAGCCAUCUAUGGGUUGCCUUAAUCCUUUGGAUUCGACUGCCCCAAAAGUGAAAAGAGGAAAAGAAAGAGAGAUUGCAAAACUGAAACGCCCUACAGCACUUAAAAAGAUUAUUUUGAAAGAGAGGGAAGAAAAGAAAGGUCGUUUAUCAGCUGACCACAGCCUUUUGGGAUCUGAUGAUCAGAAAGAGGUUCAUAUAAACUUGACUGCUGAUCAGUCUCAGGAGCUGGCCUCUCAAGAAGAAACUGGACUAAGUAUGCCCAGUGAUACCUCCCUUUCGCCAGCAAGUCAGAAUUCUCCGUACUGCAUGACCCCAGUGUCCCAAGGGUCACCUGCUAGUUCUGGAAUAGGCAGUCCGAUGGCGUCUUCUGCAAUAACCAAAAUUCACAGCAAGAGAUUCAGAGAAUACUGUAACCAAGUUCUAAGUAAAGAAAUAGAUGAGUGUGUGACACUCUUACUGCAAGAGCUUGUCAGCUUCCAGGAACGGAUUUAUCAAAAGGAUCCCAUGAGAGCUAAAGCAAGGAGAAGGCUCGUAAUGGGGUUGAGAGAGGUUACUAAGCAUAUGAAACUCAACAAGAUCAAGUGUGUCAUCAUAUCUCCCAACUGUGAAAAAAUCCAGUCAAAAGGUGGGCUGGACGAGGCUCUAUAUAACGUAAUAGCCAUGGCACGUGAACAAGAAAUUCCUUUUGUCUUCGCUCUUGGACGUAAAGCCCUUGGCCGUUGUGUGAACAAGCUGGUUCCUGUUAGCGUAGUGGGUAUCUUCAACUACUCAGGUGCUGAGGACUUAUUUCAUAAGCUGGUGUCACUGACUGAAGAAGCCAGAAAAGCCUACAGAGAUAUGGUUGCUGCGAUGGAACAGGAACAGGCAGAAGAAGCCUUGAAGAAUGUCAAGAAAGCACCCCACCAUAUGGGUCAUUCUCGAAACCCCUCUGCAGCAAGUGCUAUCUCAUUCUGCAGUGUUAUUUCUGAACCCAUAUCUGAAGUGAAUGAGAAAGAAUAUGAAACAAACUGGAGAAAUAUGGUGGAAACAUCCGAUGGCUUAGAAACCUCUGAAAAUGAGAGAGAAUCCUCAUGUAAAACUACGGCACCAGAAAAAGCUGGUAAUGGUCAAAAUGAAAAAGCCACUCUUAAUAAACAACCACUUCUGGCUACAACUGGCACUACCUCAGCAACAAAUCCUGGAAAAUCCACACUAGGUGACAAAGAUGAGGUGAAACCAGAUGACAAUCUGGAGUGGGCCUCACAGCAGAGUACAGAAACAGGGUCACUGGAUGGCAGCUGCCGGGAUCUUUUGAAUUCCUCCAUGACCAGUACUACCAGUACGCUUGUACCAGGGAUGCUAGAAGAGGAGGAGGAGGAAGAAGAUGAUGAGGAGGAGGAUUAUGCCCAUGAACCAAUUUCUGUAGAGGUUCAGCUUAACAGCAGAAUUGAAUCUUGGGUUUCAGAGACCCAGAGAACUAUGGAAACUCUUCAGCUCGGGAAGACCCUUAGUGGUGCCGAAGAAGACAAUGCAGAACAAAGCGAAGAGGAGGAAAUAGAGACUUCGGAGCAGGCUGAUCCAGUCACUGAUGGUGAGGAAUGGACAAAUGAUAAGCAUGCAGGUAACACUCAACAUAAACCUGUUAUCUGCAGUUCUUUGAAUAAAGAACACACAGAUUCCAUCUACAUGCCGUAAAAAAAAAAAAGCAGGAGAACUCAGGAACUUUUUAGAAAUUAUACUAAAACUAACUGUUGUAAAGGUUGCAGCCAUUAUUUCAUAUGCUUCAUCUCAACAUUUUGCACUGUUAAACAUUUAAUAUGUGUAUUUCAUUCACAACAAUAUUUUUGUAGCUGUGUUGUUCCUUGUUUGGUUUAAAAACUAGCUUAGCUUUUAAGCAGCGUCUUAUUUCUCAGAAAAGAAACUGUGUGGAAAAUAUUCAAUAAAGUAUUCAUUUCACCUUUUGUAAGAGGAAACAUCUUAUAACUGACCUGUUUUAAGCAAAAUUCUUUUAACGUGUGACUGUUUUGCUAGUUUUCAAGCAGAUAACCUGUGUUAAGGCUGACAAAUUACCAACACUUUAAAUUGGUGUUUUGGUAUUAUGUCAGGCACAUCAGUAUAUUUGGCUGUGAUUCUUCUAGUUCCAUCUAGAAAUAAAAGUAAAGUGUUGGUUCUCUUCAACGAAAAGCUACAAAACCCCACUUGCAGUCUUAAUGAAAAGUAAAUAGUAGAGAAAUCUGUGUGAUUCUUAUGCAAAGAUAAACGCAGCUUUUUAAUAGAUCUUGGUGAAACAGGAAAUAGAUCUUGUUAAAAAGCUGCUGAUAGUUGAGAUGGUUAUGAUAUUAAGCUAUAACAACUUUCAUUCCAGAAGAUCUUUAAACCAGAUGGAUGUAAUUAAUAAUAUUGUUUACGAGGUGGAAAUAUGGAAAAAAAAAAAAAAUGGGAAAGAAAAAUACCCCAUAUUCUCCACAGUUGCUGUCUGCCCAAACCACACUAAGUGAAUCACUAAGCAUUAUCCCUCUCUGGGGCUCUUGGUAUCCUGAUGACUUCCUUUUUCUCCUGUCAGUUACCUCAGGAAUGCUGCUUUGCAUAUUAUAAUCUACAUAACAAUGCAAAGAGUAAGAAUAAUUGUUUAACAGCAAAUGUGGAUGAUGUAGUGGUUCAGUGUAUCUACAUGUUCAUCUGCAUGCUUUGAUCCUGGCCACCCUCAUGUUGAGUUCAGGAUGUAUCCUAACAAUUUCUGCUCAAAAUGUGACCUCUUUUUGUCUAUCCUCACAGUUGUAGCAGCAUUAGGAGUUGACCUUUAGAGCUGAAAAGGAAGUAGUUAUUCCAGGAAAGGAGGAAGUGCCCUGUAGUAUGGGGAAGUAUUUGAGUGGUUCAGAGGUAAAAAAACCAAAAAAUAUGCCCUUCCUGAAUACACAUUGCUAGAGAAUUGUUCUGUGUUUUCUUCUGAAUAUUGAAACAAAAUCCAUUAACUGAUGAUGAAUUCAUUUCGGAUUGAAGAUGGAGUAUGUGUCUAAACGUUGCAUCUAAGGAGUCUGUUUUUCAUCUUUGCCGUAUAUUGGUAAGGGACGUACAACUGCCAGCAGCAGGAGCUUCACUACAAGGAGUAGCCAAAGAAUAACUCACGCGAAUAACACUUUCACAGUAAACAUGUUUCUUUUAAUUCUACUUGAUUUUUCCUGAUCACUUUUAUCAAAAUGCUGAAAAACACAAGGAAAUGAUAGCUUAGGUAUUCAGCUGACAUGUAUUGGUAUGGGACCAACUCUUAUAGUACUAGGGAUGCUGGCAUUUUAAGUUGCACUGGGAAAAUAAGACUCCGGGUUUAGAAAACAUCUACCCCUGGAUUUUUUUGGAUGCUAAUGAGAAUAAUAGAAACUGUGUAUUAUGUAAAUAAUGCUUUGAUAGGCGUAGGCAUAGCAAAUGCUAUGUAGAUAAGCAGUAUAGAGAGCUGCUAGGACAACUGGCUGUUCUGUCACGUUCUUAGUUCCUUAAUGUAAUCUCCUUAGAUGUUAGAACAGGCAUUUUAUAGGAAAACAAAGACUAAGAAUGAUGCCUCCUGAAUGUUCAAACUUUUAUGUAUGACAGAUUUCUACUGUCUAUUUUGAAAGAGUGUUUGCUUUAGGAAAUGAUAGGUGUUUGAACUGCUGACAAGCAAAACUUGCCCUUGGAUGUGUAAGCACGUCUCCACGCCAGCCGAGAUCAGUGUGUACACUGAGGGCAAAGCUUCACCAGAACAUCAAAAAGCAAAGGUGUUUGUAGUUCUUCCUUUUGCUUUUUCAGUGCCAGUGAUUCAAAUAACUUUUGAUCUUGAAGUAUUAACAUCAAAGGCGCAUCUUUUUAUAUGUCUUUUUCUGAACUCGGACUGUCAUUUUAAAGUUUUCUGACAUUUAUAUCAAAAGUCUUGUAAUAUUCAGCCCAAUAUUUAACUGCAAUUUUGCUACAGGUUUAAUAGAAUUCUUGAAGGUGAUAUAGCACUUCUAAUAUCUCUCAAUUUGCCAGCAAAUGAGGAACUAGUCUCUUUUUAAAAACGGGGCAAAUCACCCUUAAGGGAGCAAACUCAAACCGAGCAAAGGAAAGUGGUUUUAGUGCUUCCUUUUUGAUAAGCUGGGAAUGAGCAAUAACUGUGAGAACGGAAUUGCAGUUCUCCUGGGAGUGAUCCGUUUGCAUUUAAAGUUAGGGACGUUCCUUGACACUUAGAGCACUUGAGGAGAGUAUCUCACUGUGGUAAUUUUGAUUCUAUUAUCACCAGAAUUUAAAAGGAAAGCAUACAAAUGUUUUACAGUACCAUGAUUUUUUUAAACAAGUAGCUGUAUUUCUAUUUCGGUAUGAAAGUAUGCAGUUUGUUAUCCAGGUUGUUACUGUCCCCAAGAAAAGAUGUUUCUGUAGUUAUAGGUGUAUAGAUAUUUUUGUUGUGGAAAUGAUUAUUCAAAAAACUCUACUUUUCUUAAGACGUUCUUUAUAGAAAUGAUUUCACCACUUAAUUUAUCUGGUAAAAUAAAACAUAAUGUAUCUGUGGUAGGGGUAGGGAUCUUUAAAAGUGAUAGCGGUGGCUAUGUAUGCAACCUAUUUAUAUAAAUAAGUGUAUGUCAAAAUAAUAACAAAACGUGGAUUACAGAUACGUAAAAUUCUGAAGAACUUUUGUCCUUAGUCGGACCAAGUGAAAAUGUCUGAGUGAGGUUAAGGACCUGGUCCUGCUAACACACGCUCAGGAGCGUUCGUUCCACUGGCUUCGAUUGGUGGCCUGUUUAUCAGCUUACGUUGUGUGCAGGUAGUUGUAGGAUUGGAGCUAAACAGUGGCAGAGGGUACUGACCUGUGUUUUAAAAAUUCAUUAUAGAAAUGUUCAGUAAUGCACUUGUUGGUGUUCUUCUGGUAAAGAUAAGAGGUGUCUUUAUGCUCAUUUGGGUGGGUGGGAGCUUACAUGAUGUGGGGUUCUGUCCGGUUCUUUAACACGAGCUUAAAUUUUAAUGAUGUUACUUUAAAUACGUAUGUAAAAAAAGUAUUAUCGUUUGAAAAGCUGCUGUUUGCUGAAACUGUCAUUAAGUAUUUUCUGUGAAGUUGUGCCAACUAAUGAAACCAUUGAGUCGAUGGCGCUGUUAGCCAGUUCAAAAUUAGACAUGACAAUUUGUUAAGGAAACAAAACCCAGCCAAAGCAAGCCAUAGAAACAGAUCACAGGGGGUUUCUACCCACCCUGCCACACACAAAGAAAUGUGAGAAUGUCUAACCCGAAACUUCCAUGCCAGUGAAUGGUAACGCUGAAAGUAGAAACCCAGUUGGCACAGCCCACCUUCUAAAUGUUCAUAAAUAGUUCAUAUAUUUUACUUUUAAAUAGAUUCUAAUAAGGAAAGCUGUUUAAUCUUUAAUAUCUUAAAAUUUAUAGUAACAUUUAGGUUAAAGCAGUAGAAAAAUCAUUAUUAAAUACAAUAUGAAGGGGUUUGUUCCAUUUCUUUUUUGCUGUAUGAAGGAUAAUUGUUCUGUCUACCGUACUUUUUGGAGUAAUAACAGCUUUUUUGCACUAUGUAAAUACUAGUGGGAAUUAUUCCAUAACUAAUA